Python bivittatus (Burmese python) is the source of this 10204-nucleotide messenger RNA. It is a transcript of the gene GPRIN3, whose product is annotated as GPRIN family member 3. Gene Ontology annotation, biological process: neuron projection development. NCBI's taxonomy places the organism in Eukaryota, Metazoa, Chordata, Lepidosauria, Squamata, Pythonidae. Gene Ontology annotation, cellular component: plasma membrane. The record is from RefSeq and is a predicted model, not a curated record.
UUGGUCCUUGGCUGCAUGGUCCCCCUUUCGCCCGAAGGGCUGCGGAGGAGGUGGUCGGAUGAGGAAUCUCUCCGCAAGGUCAACCGGCCUGACGUCUGCGCUGCUGCUGCGGCGGCGCCGGCGGCUGCAGCCGGUUCCUCCAGCCUGCUGAGAGAUUGAUGCAAAGAGAGUUGUCUGUAUUCUUUCAGUCUGAGCAUAUUUUAGAAAGAAUUUGUAACUGACACUGCGUGAAUUUGCCUGGAAUUUGUACCGUGUUACAUUUCCAUGGGGACCGUACAAGAUCCACUGAGAUCUACUAAGCUUUCAUUGGUCACAGCUGAAGAAUCUCCUAAACACCAGUGCAAGCAGGCAAGCAUAGAAAGCAACAGUAAUGGAUAUGCUUUUACUGCCAAGGACCAGCCUUCUGAAGAAUGCUUGCUUGAAGUGAACUCUGGCAGAGAAGCCAGUGUUCCAAAGAGUGAGUGGCAUUGUGAAUAUGACACCAAGCGUCCAGACAUGUUUUCUCCUGGGUCCUUCAGCUCUUCCAAAGAAGGCAGCAUAGCAGCUCCAGAACCAGUAAGUUAUGCUAAGCAGGAAGGCUUCAGAGCCAAAGUCCAAGCCCCAACACUUGAAGACCACACUUCAAUGCAUAGCGCAGUUAAAGUGUCUCCUAUCCAGGAGGCUAACAAAAAUAUUCAAAAUGGUAGUGGACAAUCUUAUAAUGUAAGUGAAAGGACAACCACGCUCUCUGGAGGAGAUUGUGAUGUUGUGGAGAGCAAAUCCAAGGAUUACUCUAUUCUUCCUUCUCCUCCUAUUUAUUCUGAUAUCCAGCAAGCAGCUCCUGCAGGGAAGGAAAAUGUGGAUGAAAUUAUUGUCUCUGAAAACAAUCAAGUCUUGGUUUCAACAGAUGAGUUGAGUCUCAGUCUGAAAGCCCCUGUUUGUGUGGAAACAGAAUUGGGUACAAAGAAUGCAAAUAUCUGUCCUAAGACUGAGCCACAGACUGUACCCGAAUUGAACCCUGAGAGCACUACAGAGCCUUCAUGUAGUUAUGAGCCUACAGCAAAGGUAGUACCAGAGCUCUCCAAAUUCAAAGACACAGGUACAAUGACAGUAAAGCCUGAGGACAGAACUGUAGAUGUGGAGGCAAUAAGCAGAACUCAUCAAGAUGCUGAGGUUCAGGCUGUAGCUAGUGUGGAAAGCAAGUCAGCUUCUACCAGUCCAAGUAUCUUGACUGCAUUCUUAAGAGAGAACAUGUUUUCUGAGGCAAAGCAGGACCAAGAUCAGUUGCACAUUAUUUACAUGGGAGCUAGAGGGAAAGAGCAACCUGAAAUAAUUGAUGACUUUGCAGCACCUGUCCAAACACCUCCAUCUAUUGGUGUCACGCAUGAGGUCCAUAUUCAAAUACCAGCUAUAGUAGAUACAUCGCUGGGAAAUCCUACUGUCAAACUUCAGGGGAACCUCACAAACACACAUGAUCCAAUCUGCUCAGUUUCAUCAGAUAAGGCAGAAGGGAUGUGUCCACUGGCAUCUGAUAAUUCUCAAGAAAUGUUGGCCAAGAGGAUAGAAGUGGAAAUGACAGACAUGGCUAAAAAUAGUAGUGAUGUUGCACAGCAACUGUCAGACAGUUCAGUUUUGCAGAAAACAAGACCCAUUUACCAAAUUAGUGUCAGUCCUAGUAAUCAGCCUGUGUCUACCCAGCAGCCUACAAACCUUGAUACUAAACUACCUCCAUGUUUUUCAGUCCCAGCAAGUGACAGCAAAUGUCAGCACUCUGAGCCCUUUACACUCCAAGGAAAUCAUUCUCCCUUGUGUCACAGAACAUCUGAACAAGCCAAGGCUGUAGUCAACACUGUGGAUACUGAGGGGACCCAUCAGGAGGAACAGCUGCAAAUCAAGACUGUUGGUAACUUUGAGAUGGAUUUGCCUAGUUUCUCCAUUGAUGUAAAUCCAAAGAGAGAAGGAAAGGUCCAUCUCAAACCUGAAGAACAGAAGAUGAAUAAGACAGGGUCUACUGUUGGCUCCCAAACAACGAGUGCUGCAGUUGUAGCAGAAAGCAAGCAGGAUAUGGAUGCUGGGGAUACCAAGGCAGAAACUUUGGUCAAUCAGAAUCCAGCAUCUGAGAUGAGUAGAUGUUUUGCCCCUGCUGUAGGAAUCAAAAAUGAUGAAAUCCAGAAGGGUCCAGUGCUUGAUGUACCAAUUGCUCCUACUUCUUCAAGUCCCACACCAAGCCUUGGUGAAAAGAAGAAAAGAUCCAAGGCUGUCACUGCUGAGGCUAAAGUACAUCUGAAGCAAUCCAAGCGUGUCAGGGAUGUUGUAUGGGAUGAACAGGGCAUGACCUGGGAGGUUUAUGGAGCAUCCCUAGAUCCAGAAUCAUUGGGAAUUGCUAUCCAGAACCACUUGCAGAGGCAGAUCAGAGAGCAUGAAAAACUGAUUAAGGCUCAAAGCUCCCAGGCCCGUAAAUCAAUUUCUUCAGAUUCAUCUUCAAAUAAAAAACUGAAAGGGAGGCAUCACAAUGUUUUUCAUUCCAUGCUGCAGAAUUUUCGACGCCCAAAUUGCUGUGUUCGCCCUGCUGCUUCUUCUGUGUUGGACUGAAAAAAAAUCAGGAAUGAGGGUGGGAAACCAACGCAUCCAUUUGUGAGCGUUUGUGUACUGGUACAAGGAACUCUAUAGAAAUCUGAGAUUCUAAUACAGUGAUGCAGGGUUCAGGGGAGAGGAAAUUAUGACAGUAUAUUUUAUUCCCACUAGUUAACACAUCUUCAUCCAUCUAAUUUCUGCAAAUGGCACAUGGAACACUCAUGUUCAUGUAGAAGCCCCCAGUCAGUUGCCAAAUAAAAUAUGAGCACUUAGUGAAGCACAAUUCAGAACUGUCAGUUUACAUAAGUAACUGAAGAAGCCAAGUAGCUUUAGACAGGAAGAGAGGGAUGGCUUGGGACUAUUUUUUAAAAUCUAAAGCUAUGUGACUAGAUCUUAAAUAGACUGUUUUAUUUUAUUUUAUUUUUUUCAUGAGAUAAUGUAGCAAAACAUUCCCAAGCUAAGGGGGGAAAGAGAGAAAGUUGGGCUGUGUUCAAGUAGAUAAAAGGAGUGGUGUUUUCUUAACUACAUAAAUAAAGUUGAGACUCAUCUAUACAUAACAUACAGGACUUAGUGCCCAAACCCUUCCAGUCGAGUUUUUCUGUAGGCCAUUGGUGCUUAGUCUCAAAUGAAAGGAACAUAAGUCUCUAACUACGCACAUGGUUCAGAGACACGUUUUCUCUAAGAAUUUGGGACUUGUGUGUAUUCAUUCACAUGUUGAUUUUUCUUUUUUCUUUUGUGCCUUGUAUUCUCUAAUGAUUUCUUUCUCAGAGAAUGGAUGAACACACACACACACACACACACACACACACACUUCAUAUAAUAUUAAAGAAAAUGAAGUGGAUGGAAAUUUAGAGUGGAUUGGGGAAAUUAAGAAUCGGUAGAAUCUUUUACAGUUUCUUCAUGCGCAUACUUCCAGCCUAUUAAGAAGGUGAAGAUUUGCCUGCUGCAAAGAUAUUGUCUGUCUGUUUCCUGCCACUGCUUGUUUUGUCUGAGGGGAAAACAAUUGCAUUUACAGAAAAAUUUUCAAAUCAUUGUACAGUGAACCAGGAACUUACUGGUCACUGGUUUAAUUUCUCAUGCAGAGUUAUGACAUUGCUGCAUAUUCUAGCCUUUCCAAAUAUUUUGUGCCCUCCAGGUGCACUGGAUUAGAAAUCCUGGGUGUUGAGAUUCCAACAUUUUGAGUGUUCAGGGUUUGGAGAAAGCUGUUCUAGAACAAGGGCUUUUAUCUUGUUUGAGAAAGGAGAUAAGGGUUGCUCUCUCCCUCCUGUUUGUAUUUUCCUUGGUACAAAAGCACCAGUCCCUGACUAUUUGUCAUGCUUGAAGCUGUGCCUGGACCCUUGUGUUGAUUGUUACUGCUAAGCUGAGUACUGCAGUUGGCUAUAUAUAUAUAUAUAUUUCAGCAUAGUAUUUCUCUGUAGAUGUUCCUAGAGGUAUUUGUGGGCAAACAGCUGUUUCUAGCUUCAGUUCUAAGAUGGUCACUUAUGCGUGUCACCAAAAAUGUGAUGCACAGGCCAAUUUAUAAAUACAGAUGCUAAUGUAAAAACAGCUGCUAUAACUGAAAGAGAAAUAUAAUACAAUUCAGCAGAAUAGAGAAAGGUUGUGAUCAUGUGUGACUUUGGAGUAUGCUCCAUUUACUGGCUGGAUUUUAACUGCUGAUGGGUAACUUCAACCUAUCCUGUGUUCUUCCUUCUUGUGUUUUUUUUAAAUCUUUAAACUGGAUAAACUAGAGAGUCCAUCAAAUAGAGAGGUGAUAUUAUCAUUCACAUUGCCAGUUUCAGUUCCCAGAAUUACCAGGGGUAGCAGGGGGAUGCAUGUUCAUCAAGAUAAGAUGUGGAAAGGGUCUCAGUUGCACAUAGUAGGAUGUACUCAUAUAAACAGGUUUUAUCCCAGUUCUGAAAAUGUUUGCAGUCUUACAGCCUAGCUUCUACAAACUAGUAGUUGUACCCCACAAAAGGGUUCAAUAGCUAUAGUUGUGUAACAGAGCUCUGGAGGUUAAGCUGAAAAAGAAAAAUACAGGGGAGAUUUUGAUCACAGUGUCCAUAUCAUUGUCCAGACGUUACCUCACCAUUUUAGAAAAGCAGAAUUUUUAAUCAUGGUAAUUCUAAUAAUACUGUUCAGUGGUGGUGGUGUUUGUUUUUUCCAAGAUCAGAAGUUGCAAACUGAGACUCUGUAGCAGAGUCUACUUAAGCAAAGUAGAUAAGAUUUCAGGUACAAAAUCAAUAAUUUCCAGUCAAAAGUCUGUCCGAUAAAAUUUUCAGGGCGAAACUACAAGCUGAGAGAAAUAGAUGACUGCUGCCAAAAGUGUAAUUUCUGUGUUGGAAUGUUUUCCUUUCCUUUUCAUUAUGACAUCAUUGUGACAUCAUCCCCACUACAGUUCCAUGGCUUGUAAAAAUACAGAAAUGCCAUCAUGUCAGGAAGGAAGGCAUAACAUUGUAAUGUCAAAUAUUAUUGUAUUAUAAAUGUUAUUGCACUGUAAGAGUAAGAGAAGAAGAUCCCAGCCAAAAUUAUUUCCAAUUUGGUAGAAACCCUAUGUUGCUUAUAAUAGGAAGCUCUGGUAUAAUUUCAUUAAUCCUCCAAUUCCAUUCCCUCCUCCCCAAUUAUGUAUCUUUGCUCAGAGGUCCAUUAACCAAAACAGCUUGAAUAUCCAAUAUCACCUGCACAGAAAAUUAUCUCUAAAAAAAUACAGAUAUAAUGGUAUGAUAAUAAGAUCCACUUGGAAUAUAUUUAGUAAAACAUAGAACAAAGUUUUGGAAGUUUCUCUACAUAUUGAUUAAAGCUAACAAAGCUAACAGAGCUAAAAAUAGAAGUUAAAGGAAAUGGCUCUGUAAAUAAACUACAAAGUUCAUUUUUUAACCACAAUUUAUUGGACAAGACAUGGUCAACAGCAGGUUGGGGCAAAUACAAGCAACAUUAUAGCUUCAUUGGAUGUGUAAUCUAGGCCAUUAAAUUUAAAUGAGUUGAAUCCCUGAAAAGGCAGUGACUUUAAGGCAACAUAAAUCUCAGGGAUUUUUAUGACUUUGGUGGUUUGCUCCACUGCCUAAUAGUGAUGAAAAACUAUGCUUCUAAUCAGACCUUUUUUGGAAAGAAAUGAAUGGAAAGAAAAGAAACAAAUAGUAAUCACCCAUUCUCCCAAUUUUAACCAAUUCCAUAUUCCAUUGAUUUCAGUAGGGAAUUAAGCAUGCAUGUUACCCAUUUCUGCUGAAAUCAAAUACUAAAAAUUAUUUCUUUGGACUGAGCUAUACCAUAACAUGAAUGUAAAAACAUGUUUUCCAUUAUCUUCCUCCCUGUUAUGGAAAAAAAUAUGCUUAAAUGUGAUCAUUUGUGACCAUCAUGUGUAUGGGCUUUCAACCAUCAUCAUUAGAGCUUUUGGAAUGUACAUCUUAUCAAGCCUUGCUUUAUUGUUUGUCUUGCAGCAUGAUAAACUCUUCUGGCAGGGCAACACACACAAUAGCUAUGGCAGGAAAUUUCUUGAAAGGCAUUCCAGUUCUUCAACCUUUCCUUGAACGAUGUACUAUAAACCCAAACAAAAACAGCUCUGUUGCAUUUUUUAAUCAAAGAACUGAGCUUUUAUCAUUGUAUUUUGCACAGAUACCUUUUGGGAAGAUUUGUGUGAUCUAAUUUUUGACUUUAGCCAUUGUGACUCCUGGCAAUCUAUAACUUAAGUAUAUGGACAAAGCCAAAAAAAAAAAAAAAUAGAAGUUAAAGGGAAUGGGUACGUAAAUGCCUGGAAAAAAAGAUGAGUAUCUCCCCACUUUAUUGAGUUUCAGUCCUGUUGAGCUUGAUAGGGCUUAUUUUUGAAUAGAUGUGCACAAGAUUCUCAUGCUGGCUUGAAAUUAUACAUUUGGAGGUCAUCAUAUUAGAAAACAGUUUAUUAUAAUAUACACAAAACACGGUUGCUUAUUCACAAAAGGAUCAAAGUUAAACUUAGUCAGGUCCUAUUCCCUUAAAUGGGCUUCAAACCACCAAUAGGAAAUGGAGGUCCAUGUAUUACACUGUAUCUUUAUCUGGUCCUCUAUGCAAAUAUGAGAAAGUUCAGUGGUUAAUAGAAAUCCCAGGGUUCAAUCCCUGCCAUAUCAGCUGAAAUACUAGAUACAGAAUAGGGGAAAUUCCAAGGCUGAUACCUUGAUGAUCCAGUUUGAGUUAGAGCAGACAAUGUUGGUCUAGAUCAGGGUUUCUCAACCUCAGCAACAUUAAGAUGUGUGGACUUCAGUUCUCAGAAUUCUCCAACCAGCAUGGCUGGCUGAAGAAUUUUGGAAGUUGAAAUCCACACAUCUUAAAGUUGAUAAGGCUGAGAAACUCUAGUCUAGAUAAACACACACUCAAAUGUAGUGUAAAAUAGCUUCCUAUGAUCUUGAGCUGAUAUGAUUCAUUAACACAACAGUUCUAUAUGGUGAUAAAAUUAUGCAGUAUAACAUGGAAAUUAUGGUUGGUAAUAUAUUAUGGAAAAGUACAUGAUCAUUGGCUGCUCCUCAUAACAGCUGUAUAUUCCCUCCAGCACUGAAGGCAAUUCCCCAGUUUUUGGAAAAGACAGGUCAGAGGAUGCUAUUACACCCACGUCUUCACAGGAGGCCAGGAUGGAAACAGAAUACUAAGUUAGAUAAGCCUCUCCAUGUUACCAACAGAGCUGAGGUUCUUAUAGCUAUAAUGCUGUCACUUUUGUUCAUUUAUUCUAUUAAAUUUGACUGCUUUUGUGUGCUUAAUAAUUAAAGAGAUUUUUAAAAAAUCGAGCCAUUUUAGCAACCUCCGUGUAAAUCAGUGUUAUUCUUCAGGUGAACCAGAUUUUUAGGAGUCAUUUGUAAAAAAGCAGUUAUCUGGAAGGGUUCUUCUUGAAAGCAGCAGAGGGAAAUUUUACAUUAAGGAGCUAAAAUCUGGCUUGUGUAUUGUAAUUUGAAGAGUAUGCAACAGCAAUAAAUGUUAUUGAAAUCAAUGGGAUUGGCCCCUAAACUGAGAAACAAGAUAGGGGUAGGAUUCCUAUUCCUACUGUUGUUGUUUUUUUCUUGUUGAUCCUGAUCCAGUUUAAUAGCAAUCCUUCUGUUAUGUCAUAGAUAUAAAUGGUGCAUUUUGUAUCCAGAAAAGGAAUCAUUCGCAAUUAUAAGGUUAGAUCCUGACUGUUUUAUUAGAAUUUCAGCAUGUCAAGUUAGUGGGGACUUGGGCAAAAUGACCACAGGGACUCUCCUAUUCCUAAGUAUUACACUGCCAGUUUCUAUUCCAUCCUGUCCCAAAUUUUCUUCCCCAAAUUCUAUUUUUUUAACUUGUAAACAUUUUUCUGUGAAGCUAUAGUCAUGACCAGUUUCUUCAUGAUAUCUGAAGAUAUCUGAGAAAGAACAGCUUCUUUAAAAAGAAAAGAAAAGGCAUGGAUGCCAUUGCAUUUGGGAAUCCUUAAAGUACCUUGUAUAUGAUUGCUAUACAUGAUCUCUUCCUAGCCUGCUUUAGCAAUCUGAAGAAAGUUGCAGACAUGUACAAUCUUCACCAACUUCCUAGGGUCUCCUGUUUUCCUUCCACAAUAAAGCAAUACAUCUCUAUGAUAGUUUAGCCUCUGUUAGCAUAUAUAGUCUUCAAAUAUUUGUGGGGUCUCGAUUGGCAAAUUUAGUCAGUCACUGAAUGCUUAAUUCAACAUCUUCUUAGCUUUACAUUUUGCUCUUUUCCCAAACUGUCCCUUUUUAUUCAGUUCCACCCUGGAUAAAUGUUUGAUAACUGAAUUGCCAUGUAUGGGAUUUGUCCUGUUGAUGAAGUCUGUACUCUUGACACUCUUCUGUUGUCCAAAAUGUGAACUUUAUGUGGAUUGUUUGAAUAAUAGUAAAUGUUGGUGGUAUUGUUAGGUAAGAGUUGUUGAUGCUUGACUUCUCUUACCACCUCUUGUCAUACUGUUGGCACCAAAAUGUCUUUGCAGCUGUCUCACAUUCAGAAGACCUACUGUUUCUUAAUGUUUAUUCUUGUGUCUUCAGAUGCACUGUUUUCAUCCAAAUUGUCCCCAUGGAUUGUGAAGUGGCAUCCGUAAAAUAAACUUUUGUCAUUUUCUUCCACAUUUUCUCUUCAGGAUAAGGCUCUGAAUCUUGAGUACUUUGAAGAGAUUUUCUAGUGAAAAUUUAUUACAAACCAAUGACUGUGAAUUGCUUAUAAUGUGCCAGAACAAUAGAAGAAAUAAACAGCAAAAGACAUAUAUCCAGAUAUAGAUGGCCUUGAAGUGCACGACAAAAUCUGGAUGCCUCCUUUUGCCUCCCUCUUCUUUUACAACAAAUACUGGCUUUUCAGUAAUGGAUGAAACCAAGUAUGGAUUUAAAAAAGAAAAAGACAAAAAAAAAAUGGACUUCUUUGACCUUGAGGAAAUGGGAACAUUUGUCUUAAAGAUUCUGCAAUUCAACCCAAACACCUCUAAUUAUAGUGUUUCCAAUACAUAGAGAGAUACCUAAGUAUUUUAAGAACUGAGAAUGACUGAAGAAAUUAAAGGCAAAGCUUCCAGGUACUUGACUUCAUGUAAACAGGCAGAGCAAUUGAUAAGGGUACACCUAUAGUAUAAAUGUGUGUGUUUUUAGGGAAAAAAAAAAACUUGGGACUCAUAGUGACAAUACAAUGGGCACAUAAGCCAAAUGCAUUUGCUGUUGAGCAAUAAUGUGCCCUGGAUUCUCCUUGAUGUUCCCCUCAAAAGUCCAUAACACCAGCACAUUUCAUGUUAUGAGAUAUUACUCUUUAUUUUUGAGGACUUUGCUGUGUGAAUUCAGAAUAUAAGCAGCUUUAGUAGCCUGUAUUAAUAAUUAUUAACAAUGGUCAAUUCCUCUGGGAUAUCUGUGGGGGAUGUAUGUCAAAUAACAAAUGUAAAAAGGGACAGCACUUUGCAUGGUACCUGCCAUCUUCUUGAUUUUUUUGCACACCUACACACACACACCCCAAGACACUUCUGCUCCUCCUCAUGACCAGAGAGUUGGUAAAAGAAAUCCCAGUUUCAUAUCAACAACCCAUUUCUAUCACAACAAGAACAUUUUAGCAGUCUUAGAAGAUUAUCUGAAUCGUUAGACUUUUGCCUUAUAAAAAUUAUCCAUUAAAUUCUAUUUAAACUGUUAAAAGUAACCAUCAGAAAUGCAAACAUAUACCUAGCCCUUACAGAUGAACCAGAAUUGAUGGAAAUUUUGUUUUAAGUAGGCUUUCAAUGACAAAUCCCAAUUUUAAGUCUCUUGAGUGCAAAGAUUUGGAGCGGGUCUAAUGUUUGUGUCUAACAGACACAAACACGUGCAAAUGCAAACUCAUAGCCUAACAAUACAUUGGAGUAUUAAUAGCACUCGGUCCCAGCAUCUGGUUUAUGCCGGGAUUUGACCCGACUGACCUGACCUGCCAAGGAUCCAGUCCAUCUCCUGAAAAUGAGAAGGCUUUUAGGCUGCUAAAGCUGCCUUACGUUCAUGUAGCUGUAUUCUUUUUAUAUAUUAACAGGGAAAAUCACUGACUGAUGUGCUAUACCAAACAGCUAACUUUAGCUUGAAGCUGUACCGUAGCAUUUAUUUUGGAUAUUAUCUUUAAAACAUGCAUGUGAGAACCGGUUCUAUAAUAAUAUACCAGAGUUAUAUUAUUGGUUUGGGCAACUCCCAUGAGGAAGUUCCACAUUUUGCUGUUUUACAUCUUGGAUUUCCACAGUAAUAUAAAUAAACAAUGUCUUUAUUAA